Messenger RNA from Selaginella moellendorffii, 3553 nucleotides. RefSeq names its product GPI inositol-deacylase. Gene Ontology annotation, molecular function: hydrolase activity, acting on ester bonds. The transcript is spliced from 18 exons. The coding region runs from base 115 to 3456 and encodes 1113 amino acids. Lineage: Eukaryota; Viridiplantae; Streptophyta; Lycopodiopsida; Selaginellales; Selaginellaceae. The record is from RefSeq and is a predicted model, not a curated record.
CACCCACGUCUGUGACUGUAGCAACAGGGUUAAGCGCAAUGGAGCUGCUGCUGGGAUCGCCUUGCUCGAUGCCGGGAUACUCCGUCUAGGUAUGAUAUUUCGAUCGAAGCGGCGAUGGCGGUGGAGAGCGGCGAUCCACGUUCUGCUCGGAUUCGAUGGCGCGUUGCCUCCGCCGCGGCAGUGGCGGCGGCGGCGCUGCUGCUCGGGAUCUCGGGCCUGAUGAAGGCGCUCCCCAAUGCUUGCGUCAUGACCUACAUGUAUCCCACCUAUGUGCCCGUUCCAUCGGGGCCUGGCUCGCCAUCGGGGAAGUAUGGAUUGUUCCUCUAUCACGAGGGGUGGAAGAAGAUCGAUUUUGAGCAGCAUUUACGUCGCCUCGCCGGUGUUCCAGUUCUCUUCAUCCCUGGCAACGGCGGCAGCUACAAACAGGUGCGAUCACUUGGAGCCGAGUCGGAUAGAGCAUACAAUGCUGGGCCUCAGGACAAAACAUACUACCAGCAAUCAUUUUUCACUCCCGACGAGGCCGGGAUGAGCAACGAUGAGAACUUGUGGGGGCGAGAGUCGUGGGACUCUCCGGACCAUGUACGAGAUCUCUUGGCAGACGUGGGGCAUCAAGAGGAGUACGUGAACCGGCUGGACUGGUUUGCUGUUGAUCUCGAGGGAGAGCAUUCGGCUUUGGACGGAAGAAUUCUCGAAGAGCAUACGGAGUAUGUUGUGCAGGCUAUUCACAGGAUUUUGGAUCAAUACAGGGAGUCCUUAAGAGCCAGAUCUGGAGGGAAGAGAGGAAAUGAGGACGCAUUACCGACCAGCGUUAUUGUCGUUGGACAUUCCAUGGGGGGAUUUGUCGCAAGAGCUGCCGUCGUCCAUCCGGAGCUGAGGAAAGGAACAGUACAGACUGUUGUGACGAUUUCUAGCCCGCACUUGCUACCUCCCUUGGCACUUCAGCCAUCGCUUGGUCAUUUUUUCUCGAGAAUAAACAAAGCAUGGCGGAUGGGUUAUAGCAGUCCAAGGUCAAGGUCUGGAAGGCCGAGGCCUAGUAGCGAGGCCCCACUCUCAGAUGUUAUAGUGAUAUCUUUGCCGGGUGGGAUUUACGAUUACCAGGUUCGUUCUAGAAUGGCUUCACUUGAUACUAUUGUUCCAGCAACAAAUUCACUUACCGUUGGGGCGCCUGAAAUGCUGAAUGCAUGGCUUUCUACCGAGCACCAGACGAUAUUGUGGUGCAAUCAACUCGUUGUUCAGCUUGCACACACACUCCUAAACGUUGUUGACAGGCAAACUGGUCAGGCGAUAUCAAGUCCUCGUACGAGACUGGCAGUUUUUAUUGCAAGACUAAGAAGUGCCAUUCCGCAAACCUUUGGCUGGCUCGCAACAGCUGAUUUAAUGGAUGACAAGGAAUCAGCAUCUGGCAGAAACGAUAAAAGCACAGCGGCGAAACCGAAGUACGCGGGUCGCUAUGCAUGCCCGAGAACGUUUCAGUGGGAAGGUGAUAGGGACUUUCAUGUUGACACUUCUUUAGUGACAGUUUUGGCCAUGGACGGUAGAAGGCGUUGGCUGGAUAUUCAAAAGCAGGCAGUACAUGGCAGAUCAAACUUUGUUCUAGUGACAAACUUUGCACCAUGUCUGGGAAUUCGAGUUCACUUAUGGCAUGGAAAAAGCAAGAAAGCCAAUGACAACGCUGUCGAAGUUACGGCAAAGAUGGUUCAAUUGCCUUCAGCACCGGCACCCCGUCAGGCUGAGCCUGGAGGACAAUCCGAGCAGGCUUCUCCAUCAGGAAUCUUGAGACUAAGCGCAGACGAUCUGGAGGGAUUUCGCUACAUAACUAUUUCUGUGGCACCUCGUCCAACCGUGGUAGGACGGCCUCCACCAGCAGCAUCCAUGGCUGUAGGCCAGUUUAUAGACCCGAGAGAUGGGAGUGCGUUUUUGUCGGCUUGGUCAAUCUUUUCUUCUACUUACAGAUCUCAGAGUCUACAUCUAAACGAGAAGCAUCCUUUGGUGAUGAACUUUUCGGUCUCUGUCGGCUUUGGCGUUUUGCCACUUUUAAUGGAAGUAAAAACGGCAAGCUGUGGCAUUUCGGAUAGACAACAGGCAGGCGAUAGUGAAGUUGCAAACCUUUGCAAGCUUCGCUGUUUUCCACCGCUGGCAAUGCUUUGGGACCCUUAUGCGGGUCUUCAAAUACUUCCUAAUCUGCGCGUGGAAACUAUUGUAUCCGACUCUUCUACUGUCUUACCGGGCCUCAAGUAUGGUCCUCACGAAGCAUCCAUGGUUCUAUUGGCUGACCCGCAUUGUGGUUAUAACAUUACAUUUAAAUUGGCGAAAUCCAUCACUGUUAACAGGUUUCUAUUAACGCAUGCGUCACAGAUUGGAGGAUUCAUGGUAGUGGUUUUGCUGUAUGCGUUAAGUCGACAAGCUCGUGCAUGGGAACUUGAUACGUCCUUUCCCUCGCUUUAUGCUUGCCUGGAACGAAAUUUUAUGUUUCCAGUGCCGUUUCUUCCGCUGUGUUUUGGCCCCUUAUUUAUUUAUUUUUUCCGUACGACAAUUGGAGGCGAUAUUCCACCUCCAUAUGUGCAAACAUCGGUUGUGGCUGCUAUUUGCUACGUAAUUGCCAAUGGGAUUAUGGCCAUCCUUGCUGUAGGGAGCAUGCUCACCUUUCAUGCGACUGCAUCUCUUCAAGUGUUCUUGCGGUCCAGGUGGCAGUCGAAAUGGAACAGUAGAUGGCUACGGCGUCUGUUUGAUCAAGUCUCUGUUUGCUUCAAUCUCCAGAUGGUAAGGAAGGUCAGAGCAGUGCCAAGACUGACCACGGGGAUAGUGGCAACUGUUCUUGUGUUUUUUGUUCAUCCUGUCUUGGGACUCUCAGUGCUACUUCUAGCGCAUACAUGGUCGUGCCAUGUUGCGCUUUGCAGCUAUCGCGAGACGAGAGCGACUGCAGAUAGGCCACAAGCAGACGCUAACUCCCGAAGAAACGGGCAUCACAACGGCGCCAAAGAUGAUCUAGACGAGAGCAGCGUCGUCGACACAAAAUCCGCGGCGCUUGUUCACCUCGAGUCCUUCAAAUUCUUCCAGGGCUUGCUCCUCCUACACUUCACAGCCACAGCCAUGCUCCUCCCCUCUUUCAUCGCGUGGAUACAGAGACCCAAAGUCGAUCGGACACUUCCAUGGUUUCUGGACUCGCUACUGUGCUUCGGCGUCCUUCUCCACGGCCUCUACGCGAGCAGCGGCGGCGCAGACACCCUCUCCUCUUUCAGCCGCUUCGAAGCACUGAGAAGCUACGGAUUGAGCGUGGUUUUUGCGGUGAGUGGAUUGUAUACUUACUGGGCAGGGCUGUGCUUGGCUCCCUAUCGAGCGUUCUACGCUUUCGCGGCCAUUGGUUUGAUCACUUCAGUGAUGAGAUACACAGACAAGAACAAGGGAGAUUGCUGCUCCUUGUACAAGAGUAAAAGGCGGCAUUUUCACGGGCAUUAAGUUUUAACCGCUGUACUUUUUCUGAGGUGAAAAUAGUUUGCCUUGAGGAUUUACCGGAAUCUAUGGCCGUCCGAUGUAGAUGGAUUCUCCUAGAAUC